UAUACAUCGAACAAUAGUAAAAUGAAGGUUAUAACAAUUGCGAUAUUCCUGGUUCUCUGCGGCGUAGUCGCGGCCAGGCCGAACGGCUUUGACUGGGGACGUAAUCACGGCGGCUGGGGGGCAAACAUCCAUCGCGAUGAUCAAUGGCAUGACAGAGUAGGCAAUCUGGAACAUGGUCGCUGGAAUAAGCAUGGAGAUAGAUGGCAAGGAAGGUUUGGCCGCUGGCACAGAGAUGAGAGUGGUUGGCAUAGAGACGACCGCUGGAGGCAUCCGAAUUUCCCAAACCAUGGAAUGCGUCCUGAACAACCUACAGCAUUGCCAAGUUCCACAGCAGCUCCCGUGGAGACUUCCCAGGCUCCCGAAUCAACUCAGGCCCCUGAACAGCCAAUUGAAAGUAGCCAAGCACCCGAGGUGACAACUGAGGCACCCGAACAGUCUACAGUGGCACCCGAAGAGACUACUGAGGUACCCGAAGAGACUACAGUAGCACCGGAAGAAUCUACACAGGCACCCGAAGAGACUACUGAGGUACCCGAACAGACUACAGUAGCACCCGAGGAGUCUACAGAAGCACCAGAGGAGACUACGCAGGCACCCGAGGAGUCUACAGAAGCACCCGAAGAGACCACAGAUGCACCCGAGGAGUCUACAGAAGCACCAGAGGAGACUACGCAAGCACCCGAGGAGUCUACAGAAGCACCAGAGGAGACUACGCAAGCACCCGAGGAGUCUACAGAAGCACCAGAGGAGACUACGCAAGCACCCGAGGAGUCUACACAAGCACCAGAUGAGUCUACUCAGUCAUUCGGUGAGCCCACUGACACUACUCUGGCACCCGAGACGCCUGAAGAGUCUACUCAGGUAACCGAUGAGCCGACAGAAACUACUCAGGUCCCCGAAGAAUCGACAGACACUACUCAAUCAUCGGAAGAGCCUGAAGAGUCUACUAAAGUUACAGAAGAGCCGACUGAAACUACCCAAGCCACCGUAGAGCCAGAAGAAUCAACGACCGAAGGUUCGGGAGAACCUGUUGAGACAACGACAGAAGCAGAGGAGGGAAGCGGGUCGGCGAGGUCAUAAGCUCGCUCUGACAACUAGAAUAUCAUUAUUAUUUCAAUGCUAAGCGAGCGUAGUAAGCAUUGGGAAUCCAACAUAGUUAUGAAGCGAAAUGAUAUGUUAAUAUAAGUAGAUGGUUUUAUUCUAAUUAUAGAAUAUGUUAGUCAAAUGA
This is a messenger RNA of Drosophila mojavensis, 1228 nucleotides long. RefSeq names its product flocculation protein FLO11. The transcript has a single exon. NCBI's taxonomy places the organism in Eukaryota, Metazoa, Arthropoda, Insecta, Diptera, Drosophilidae. The record is from RefSeq and is a predicted model, not a curated record. Bases 22 to 1080 code for a protein of 352 amino acids.